Paramecium octaurelia is the source of this 2698-nucleotide messenger RNA. The record is from the annotation of a GenBank genome assembly. Lineage: Eukaryota; Ciliophora; Oligohymenophorea; Peniculida; Parameciidae.
AUGAAUUAAACUUUGCAAUAUGUAGAAAGUUCCUAAAGUGACAUGUAUAAUGAAUCAGAAUUUGAUGAGCAUUAAAGGGGGAUAAACCUAGCGUUUUUGAAUUAGAAGACAUUGGAAGAUAAAAUUCAAUUUUCAAAUUUAAACAUCAAUUAGCCUCUUGACUUGAAAGCACCAGCUGAAACAGUAAGCAAAUAGAAAAAUAUUAUAGAUACAAGAAUAUUUAUUUACAGAUGAAAAAUUGGAAGUCCAAGGGAAAGGAUUAAACAAUACUCAUAUAUCGUUUAAUAAAUAUUUGAACCUCAAACUACUUGAUUUAACAAGAUGUAAAUUAAAUUAAAUUCCAGAAGAUAUCAAGUAAUACUAUUAUACUACUAGAAGAUCAAUGGUGAAUCUCUAAAAAUUGUAUAUGGGCUCAAACUUUUUAACUUUUGUUCCAAACUUUUUAGAGUCUCUAAAGUUCUUGGAAAUAUUGGAUUUGUCGUUCAAUUAAUUACACAGUCUAAAUAUACACAUUAAGAGUUUGAAGUAACUGAAUUUAUCAAGCAAUAAUUUCGAAUAACCAUAUCCCCAUUCAAUUGAAGUCUUAUGUAUCUAAAUGAACCCAAUCUCUUAACUCCCAAAGAAUUUUGAUAGGGCCAUAAAAAAUAUGAGUCAAUUAGAAUUCGACUGGUUCAAAUACUGCAAACCUCCCUUGCCUUUGAAAUUGAACUUCGUUAAAUAUCCUUCGAUCCAGUAAAAGUUAAUGAAUGCAUUGAAACAUAAUAAAUUAAAUUUUUUGGACUUUGUGAAAUUAUUAAGUGUUAAUGAAUAAAACUUUUCUGGAACUGAUUAUAAGGAGAGAAAUCUGUUUUGUUAAGCAGGAUUAAAUGAUGAUAUUGGAGCUUUGUAUGGAUUAUAUUAAAUAAUUCCUUAAGAUAUCAACAAAACAGAUUUCGAUAACAACACUCCUCUAACAGUGUGUUAUUUAGAUGGGAAAUUAAGGUUAAGUAUUUAUAAUAAAAAAGAUCAGUAAGCAUCCUCAAAUCAUUUGGAGCAACUUUCUCAAUAAAUGCCAUUCAUCAAAUAAGCUAACGAGCUGAUAUCCAAAAUUUGAGAUUCAUUCUGGCAUCUCAUAAUAAUCAAGUUUGCAAAUUAUAUAAUUCUAUUAGGAAGCUUUGUUGAUGCAUAGAAAUAUGGAUGGGAAUACUCCAUUACAUUAAUUAAUGAUGAACUUUGACAAACACGAAAAUAGUAGUGAGUUUGCUAAUACUAUUCUUCAAUAUGGGGCUGAACCUAAUGUAGAGAAUUAUGAAGGGAGCACUCCUCUGGAUGUUGCUAUAAAGAAAUAGUAAAUCAGAGCCAUUCAAUUUGGAUAUUAAUACAAUCAAAUUAAAAGACACAAUAUUAAGAAAGGUUAAUUGUUUGAUUUCAAUCAUCACUCUAGUAAUAAUGGUUAAAGUUUAUGUCAUACAGCAAUGAGCAUCGGAAAUUUAGAAAUAAUUGAAUUCCUAUUAGCUAUAAAUUCUGAUUUCUUUGCCAUCAACAAAUUUAAUAAACUACCUAGAUAUUUUGGAACAUAAAGCUUAGUGUUUAUUAAAAAUACAAGAAAGGUUGAAAAGAGAUACAUUUAUACAAAUAUUUUAAGAGAGAAAUCCUUAUUAGAAUAGCAAGAAAAGUAAUUAUCAUAUAGAUAUUAGAAAUGUUUAUCAAAUGAAAAAUCAGAUUGAAAAAAAUAUGGUAUAGAGGCAUCAGAACAUGGUAUAAAAGCAUUUAGAUUAAGAAGAAAUUGAAGAUAUUGAAGAUUUUGAUGAAAUGGAAAGUUAUAAUGAAAAUAGUCUUUAGGUUGGUAGUGAAUGCUCUGUUAGAGAGACUGUUGCUGAAUCAGCUCCUAUAUUUUAAAAAUCAAGCUGCCUUAAUGAACAGAGCUAAACCAUUAAGAGAAAUGUGGAUUUCAUUAAUGAGUUCGAUUUAUAAGAUGAAUUACCAGAAAUUUUAAAAUUUUUAAGAAGUGGCAAUCUGGAAAUAACAAUGUAGAAGCUAAAAAACGUUUUAUAAUAUGAAUCCUUACCAGCAUCUGAAAGAAUUAAAUAUAAAAAUUAAGUGAACUUUUUGAGAUUUAAAUUUAAAUAAAAAAGGGCUGAGUUAAAAACUUAGAUUGCUAACGAUGUACUUCUAGUUUUGAAUGAAUAUUAAUUGUUAAAUUUUAGAAGUGAAUUGAGACGUAUUACAAAACUAAUAUAUUUUAGAUAAAUAUUUAAAAGAAUUUCAAUAAUUUCUAUUAGAUCAAAGUAAACUUGAAAUAAGUAAGGCCUUACAAAUUAUUUCAAGAUAAAAGAUGAUAUGCUCCUCAUUUAAUCUUAAUAGAGAUUUAAAAAUAAACAAUUUGUCAUAAAUUAAUGAUUUAAGGUUGCGACUUAGUAGCAAUUUAAUAUAUGAUUUAAAUAACUAUGCUUCACCGUUAUUUUAAUUGCAAAAUCAACUGUUUAAUUGGUUGUAUUAAUGUAAUUCAAAAAUAGAAAAGAUACUAGAAUAAACUAACUUUUUCAAUUUAUAAAAUUAUGAAUAUCUGUAAUUAAUGAAAUUUAAGAGACGAAAGAUAUUUUCAGAUAUGAUUGAUGAUCUUAGUAUAGAAAGAGACAUGCUUGAAAAUCAUUCGUUGCCUCAGAACUAAAUAAUGAGUAAUAAUAAUCUAUUUUGUAACAGUAAAAGAUUUAUUUGA